CCGCGGGCAGGCACUGACGGGCUGGACGACCUCGACCCGGCUCCCGGCGAAGCGCCUUGGAGGAGCUGCCCGGCGCGCGGAGCCCGGGCACGGGCGAGCCCCUGCAACCUUCCCCUCGGCGCUGGGCCGGCGCAGAGCUGGAGCAUCCGCGGGGUCCCGGGCACGGCGGACCGACGGCCGGCUGCCCCGCGCCCCGUGCCCCGCGCCCAGCAGCAGGGGCGGCGGCGACAUGGCCGCGCGUGUCGGCCUCCUGCUGCGCGCCCUGCCGCUGCUGCUGUGGGGCGGCCUGGACGCCCAGCUCGCCCAGCGCGUAGGCCAGGAGCUGCGCAGGGAGGCAGAGGCCUUCCUGGAGAAGUACGGAUAUCUCAGUGAACCCGCCCCCAGUAGUCCCGCCUCCACGCGAUUCAGCAAUGCCAUCAGGGAGUUCCAGUGGGUGUCCCAGCUGCCCAUGAGCGGGAUGCUGGACCCCGCCACGCUGCGCCAGAUGACGCAGCCCCGCUGUGGGGUGGCAGAUACCGACAGCCAGGUGGCCUGGACCAAGAGAGUCAGUGCCCUAUUUACUGGACGUCGGGCCAAAAUGAGGCGUAAGAAACGCUUUGCCAGGCAAGGCAACAAAUGGUACAAGCGGCAUCUCUCCUACCGCCUGGUGAACUGGCCCCAGCACCUGCCUGAGCCGGCAGUUCGGGGGGCCGUGCGUGCCGCCUUCCAGCUGUGGAGCAACGUCUCGGCGCUGGAGUUCUGGGAGGCCCCGGCCACAGGCCCCGCUGACAUCCGCCUCACCUUCUUCCAAGGGGACCACAACGAUGGGCUGAGCAACGCCUUCGAUGGCCCAGGCGGCGCCCUGGCGCACGCCUUCCUCCCCCGCCGCGGCGAAGCGCACUUCGACCGCGACGAGCGCUGGUCCCUGAGCCGCCGCCGCGGACGCAACCUGUUCGUGGUGCUGGCGCAUGAGAUCGGCCACACGCUCGGCCUGACCCACUCGGCCGCGCCGCGCGCGCUCAUGGCGCCCUACUACAAGAGGCUGGGCCGCGACGCGCUGCUCAGCUGGGACGACGUGCUGGCCGUGCAGAGCCUGUAUGGGAAGCCCCAGGGCGGCUCAGGGGCCAUCCAGCUCCCGGGAAAGCUGUUCACGGACUUUGAGGCCUGGGACCCCCACAGACUCCAAGGAAGGCGCCCCGAAACCCGAGGUCCUAAAUAUUGCCACUCUUCCUUCGAUGCAAUCACUGUAGAUGGGCAACAUCGACUGUACAUAUUUCAAGGGAACCAGUUCUGGGAGGUGACAGCUGAUGGCAACGUCUCAGAGCCCCACCCACUCCAGAAGAGGUGGGCAGGGCUGCCCCCCCAUAUUGAGGCUGCCGUGGUGUCAUUGGAGGAUGGAGACUUCUACUUCUUCAAAGGCUUGACCCGAACUGCCAGCUGGAUUUCAGCCACAACUGUCCCCUUGCUGGUGUUCAGGACACAAACUCCACAACCCCAAGCGGCAGUCCUGGCAGGCGGGAAGUUCCUGGACUGAUGUGAAAGUAACCCGGCCUCUGCCGCUCAUUGCUUUAGCUCCGAGAAGCAGAGGACAUGGUGUGAAGUCCUGUAGGAAGCAGAACUCGGGCAAGAGCUGGGUGUAGCUCCUGCAUGUUCUGUAUGUGUGUGAGAGAGCUGGGGCUGGGGAAGGGAAUAAAAUGAUAGAAACUUGGGAGACUCCUUCUUUUCCUGGCCUGACAGUGGGGUGUGUUGGCAGAGUCAGGGGUAUGGAGAGAGGCAGAGGAUGCAAACCCAGAUCUGGAGAAUCUCAGUCUAAUGGGAUACAGUUGCUGGAGUCAAGGAGAUACCAGUCUGAUAGGGGAACGUGAUAUGGUCCUCCAUCCAGGUCUGAAGCGGGGGGAUGGGGUCUCUUCCUUCAGGCAUCUCCUAGUUUGGUGGAGCCAGUUUGGUGGGAGGUAGAACAAAGAGAGCAGACCAGUCCUCAGGAAUCUCAUGGGGGCAACACUGUCAAGAACUGUAAAGAGUCUAAAAUUUUACCCUACUUGCAAGUUAGCCUGCUGUACUUUCAUGGGUGCUGCCGAAAAAACAUGAGACUCCUGGGUUGGAGAUAAAGGACCUCAUUACUCAAGUCACAGCAGCAUCAGCAUACCUGUGUCAUCUCCUCUUGGCCCACUGUCCCAUGGGUGCUAUAGGGAUGGGUGCCAGGGAAUACCUGCAUAUGCAGUCAUUUGCAUUAUAAGAGGAACCCUGAGCUUAGGGAACCCUAAUCUUUUAUACUGGGCAGUAACCAAACCUCUUCUUUGCUCCAGAAAAAGACACUAUCCCUACUUCCAAGGUUGUUCACUAUAUAAACACCCUUGAAAAGUCAGUACCUCUGCUUGCAAGACAUGCAAAAAUAGGAAAGACCCAUGCAGAAUUGUCUCCCCCCAAAACCCCCAUUUUCCUUACAUUUACUAAAAGAGCCUAUAGCCACCUUGACUCUUUUUUUUUUUUAAUAAUGUGGUAGCAUGCACAUUACUU
This is a messenger RNA of Physeter macrocephalus (sperm whale), 2496 nucleotides long. It is a transcript of the gene MMP28, whose product is annotated as matrix metallopeptidase 28. Bases 230 to 1513 code for a protein of 427 amino acids. The transcript has 9 exons. The record is from RefSeq and is a predicted model, not a curated record. Gene Ontology annotation, cellular component: extracellular matrix. Gene Ontology annotation, biological process: proteolysis; collagen catabolic process; extracellular matrix organization. Lineage: Eukaryota; Metazoa; Chordata; Mammalia; Artiodactyla; Physeteridae. Gene Ontology annotation, molecular function: zinc ion binding; metalloendopeptidase activity.